Lycium ferocissimum is the source of this 1394-nucleotide messenger RNA. Its product is annotated as GDSL esterase/lipase At1g71691-like. NCBI's taxonomy places the organism in Eukaryota, Viridiplantae, Streptophyta, Magnoliopsida, Solanales, Solanaceae. Bases 129 to 1241 code for a protein of 370 amino acids. The transcript is spliced from 5 exons. Gene Ontology annotation, molecular function: hydrolase activity, acting on ester bonds. The record is from RefSeq and is a predicted model, not a curated record.
UUACAGGUGAAAGCAUUCACUCCUGUCCAACCACCGCUGCAUGUCUUCCACCUAUUAUAUAAACCCUCUCAUUCCCUUUCAUUUCUUGCAUCAUCAACUUGUCAACAAAAAAGGAAUAACAUAGGAAAAUGGCUUAUAUUGAGCUUAGGGUAUUUUCUUGGACUAUAUUUGUGGUGUUUUUGUUGGUGAAUGUUGCAACUUGUCAAGAUGCAUUGGCACCAGAAGCUGCAGGUGGAAGAAAGAGUUUGAUUCCUGCCAUGUUUAUAUUUGGAGACUCUUUGAUUGACAAUGGCAAUAAUAAUAACUUGCCAUCUUUUGCAAAGGCCAACUAUUUCCCUUAUGGCAUUGAUUUUGAUGGUGGCCCUACUGGUCGUUUCUCCAAUGGUUACACUAUGGUUGAUGAAAUUGCUGAACUACUAGGACUACCACUAAUUCCAGCACACUCAGGAGCUUCAGGAGACCAAAUGCGCUUUGGAGUGAACUUUGCCUCUGCUGCUGCUGGCAUUCUUGAUAAUACUGGCAGGAACUUUGUUGGGCGCAUUCCAUUCAAUCAGCAAAUCAAAAACUUUGAGAACACACUUGAUGAAAUCACAGACAAUCUUGGAGCACCAGAUGUGGCACAGGCAUUAGCCAAAUGCCUCUUCUUUGUGGGAAUGGGAAGUAAUGACUACCUGAAUAAUUACCUUAUGCCUAAUUAUGACACUAAAAGUCGCUAUAAUGCUCAACAAUAUGCCAAUCUCCUGGUUCAGCAGUAUAACCAACAGCUUACUAGAUUAUAUAAUCUUGGAGCAAGAAAAUUUGUGAUUGGUGGAGUAGGACUAAUGGGUUGCAUUCCAAGUAUUCUUGCACAGAGUAAUAGUAAUGUGUGCUCAGAAGAAGUGAAUCAGCUUGUUCUUCCAUUCUCUAACAAUGUUAACUCAAUGCUUAGCAACUUAAAUUCCAAUCUUCCUGGUUCCAAAUUCAUCUACAUUGACAUUAAAAACAUGUUCCAAGAUCUCCUUACCAAUUACAGGCGAUAUGGAUUUAGCGUGAUAAACAGAGGGUGCUGUGGGAUAGGGAAAAACAGAGGACAAAUAACAUGUCUACCAUUGCAAACACCAUGUCCAAACAGGAAUCAAUACAUAUUUUGGGAUGCAUUUCACCCAACUGAGGCAGUCAACAUCUUGUUUGCAAGGAAAGCUUUUAGUGGUGGUCCUGAUGUUGUUUAUCCCAUCAAUAUUCAGCAACUUGCCAGCCUUUAGUUAAAGCUUUAAUUUUGGGGUGUGUGUGUGUAUUUUGCUAUACUUAGUUGAGAAAAUAUUCAGACUGUGAAGAGCUGAAAUAUAUAUUGCAGUGGACUGAGGCAGUUGCUCAUGUAAUGGGAUUUGUUAGAAUUGGAAAAUCUUUUGUCUCUA